GUCAAAUCACUGGUGUGGCCUAUUUCUUUGCCGGUUUUUGUUUUUGUUUCGCGUUUGUUCCCACGACCAACCACCACCAAGCAAGCAACAAGCAAGAUGAAGGUUGCUGUUGUUCUUGCUGCGCUCGCCCUCCUGGGCUGCACUGCGCUUGCCUCCGCACAGCAAAAGUGCAAGAUGCCGCAGCAAUGGGAGGCUCGCUCCACCCGAUUCGAUCCAAACCGCCGCCCGUACCACCAGCACUCCAGCGAGUACCGCACCUGGGGCCGUUAUGCCUACGAUGGUGUGAACAAGCGCAAGUGGAUGCUGGAUAUGGUUGUGCGCGGCGACAUUGACCACAAGCGCUUCAUGGUUCUCGAGCUCUACGAAGAGCAGGAGGCGUACGUCACCGACCUGGACACGCAGGAGUGCCGCGUGUACAACCUCACCAUCCCCUUCCACCGCCACGACAUCAACGAUGAUGCCGAGUUUAUCGGAUACGAGAUCCUCGGCUCUGGCGAGGACUCCAUCCAGCUCUCCCAGUGGUUCACUCCCAACGCCACGUACCAUGGCGAGCGCAGCACCGACUACCAGACCUUCACCAUGGACUGCGUCCCCGUCCGCGACGACCACUAUGCCGCCGCCACGGGCUUCCACUAUGAGGAGUUCUCGGAUGUCACCAUUGGCAUCAGCGACCCCAACGUCUUCAUCCCCAACCCGGCCUGCAAGAUUGAGUGGUAAACGCAGCAUUGUUGCUGCUGGUGUUCCACAGCAUCCACACGACGCUGCUUUCCUUCAACGCGCCCGGGCUGCUUUCCUUCCUUUCCUCUCCCCUUUGCCGCUGCGUGUGCUUGUCGUGCGUGUGUUCGCCCUGAUUGUUUGUGUCUGCUUCUCCAGUGCACCUUUCAACCACCAAUACAACCACCAACACAACCACCAACACAACCACCACUGUAACCUCUUCUUCCUUCUUCCACACAAGCUGUGGUGAAUUAUCACGAAUAUCUCCAA
Molecule: messenger RNA, 987 nt
Organism: Salpingoeca rosetta
Lineage: Eukaryota; Choanoflagellata; Craspedida; Salpingoecidae
Exons: 11
Coding region: 97-717 (206 amino acids)
Biological process (GO): cell-matrix adhesion
Cellular component (GO): lysosome; extracellular region
Molecular function (GO): calcium ion binding
Source: RefSeq, a predicted model, not a curated record